Solanum tuberosum (potato) is the source of this 843-nucleotide messenger RNA. RefSeq lists its product as uncharacterized. NCBI's taxonomy places the organism in Eukaryota, Viridiplantae, Streptophyta, Magnoliopsida, Solanales, Solanaceae. Bases 1 to 843 code for a protein of 280 amino acids. The record is from RefSeq and is a predicted model, not a curated record. Gene Ontology annotation, molecular function: nucleic acid binding; RNA-DNA hybrid ribonuclease activity. The transcript has a single exon.
AUGACUCACGUGUUUCUAAAAUCCGUUUUUGCUAACAGGACAUGGUCCUACUUUUGCUCUUUUGCAGGUAUUAAUAUAGCUGGUCUGUCAUUAAGAGAAACCAUCAUGAAGUGGUGGGAUACGAGUGGGAAAGCAGAUAUGAGACCUUAUUACAGAGCGUUACCAAGUUUUGUAAUAUGGGAACUAUGGCAAAGAAGGAACAGGAAAAAGCACGAAGGGAAGAAUCUAUCCGCACAAAGAGGUAUACACAAUAUUACAAGGCAUAUGCACAUGUUGGUAAAGGUUCGGAGGCCUAACAUGAAGUGCUCAGUAAGUUGGUCAGAUAUGUUGAAGGAACUAGAGGAGUAUUGUCCAGAACUGACAACUAAACUGAUCAAGUGGGAAUGCCCUCCUGCAGGAUGGUGUAAAUAUAACACGGAUGGGGCGUCUAGAGGCAAUCCUGGGCAGAGCUCUUAUGCCUUUUGCCUAAGGAAUGACAAAGGAGACAUGAUUUAUGCAGAAGCGGCAACUAUUCAAAGCAGUACGAGCACGGAGGCAGAAGCGAAAGCAAUUUUAGAAGUGAGUAAACAUUGCAAGAGUACACAACAUAAUCACAUCAUCUUUCAAACAGAUUCGCUGCUAUUAUGCAAAGUGUUAAAGGGUGAAUGGAAGAUACCAUGGUGCAUCAGUGAUACAGUCGAGGAAAUAAAAAUUUGCCUAAUUGGAAAAGAUCACAAAUUUGUGCACAUAAUGAGAGAGGGAAAUCAGUUAGCAGACUACUUAGCAAACAGAGCAAUAGAUCAAGGAAAUUGCAAUUUUAUAGAAUUUGGGGACAUGGGAUAUAAAGGGGAGAAAGAUCAUUAA